Molecule: messenger RNA, 2960 nt
Organism: Apis cerana (Asiatic honeybee)
Lineage: Eukaryota; Metazoa; Arthropoda; Insecta; Hymenoptera; Apidae
Gene: Cog7
Product: conserved oligomeric Golgi complex subunit 7
Biological process (GO): intracellular protein transport; retrograde vesicle-mediated transport, Golgi to endoplasmic reticulum; Golgi organization
Cellular component (GO): COG complex
Source: RefSeq, a predicted model, not a curated record
UUGUAAAGGGAUGAACAGCAUCUUCCAGAAUGACUUUUCCGUUAUAGUAUUUCCUCUGGAAUUUGAGAUACACAAGUCGUUUUAUCACAAUAAUUAUAAAAAAAAAACACUCAUUUUAUUUUUCCUAUUUUAUUGUUAUAUUGGCACAUAAUGUAUCGCAUAUCGAAAUUGAUAUUUUUAAAAAUUUGCACAUUUUCACAAUUGAGUAAACUGAAUUCGUUAACCUAGAACUGCGAACUAUUAUUGAUAUAUAAAAUAUUAGAUAUUUUAUAAUUGAUCUGUCCGAUAAUUAUACACGUUGCAAACUUGUUUUUUUUGGGAUAUACAAAAAUAUUUGAUAAUUAAUAUUUGAUAAUUGAAUAUUUUAAUUUUUCUUGUAAUCAAGUUCGAUAAUAAUCUAGUUUCGGCGUCACAAAACCAGCACGUAAAGUGCAAUAGUAAAGUGAACGUAAGAAAAAGUAUUUCUAUGCUAUGUGGCGGCAAAAAUAAAAGAAUAUAAAUUUGAUUUUUAAAAAUAUUGUCAUUAAUAAUACUCUAUACAUUAUAGUUUUCAAUUUAAAAAAAAAAACUAAGAUUUCACCACGGUUCAUAAAUUUAUCAUGGAUGUAUCUGCAUUUUCCGAAGAUACUUUCGAUGUCAAAGAUUGGAUUAAUAAAACAUUUAAAUCUGUCGAGGCACAAGAAAAUAAAGAUGCAUUUGUUUCAUCUUUGGUAAUGAAGUUGCAAUUAUAUGUGCAACAAGUCAAUGGUGCUUUAGAAGAGACUAGUCAAUCUGUUCUUUCAAGUUUGCCAAGGGUUUUAAGAGAUACACAGUUUUUACAACAAGAAGCUUUAGCUUUGAGAGAGAAAAUGGUUGCAGUUAAACAAGAAAUAGAAAAGGUUGAAAAAGAUACUGCUUCAUCAAUGGCAACAUUAGAAAAAAUAGAUAGAAUAAAAACAGAUUUACAAACUGCUAAACAAGGUUUACAUGAAGCUGAUAAUUGGAGUGUACUUGCUAAUGAUGUUGAAGAGGUAUUUGAAUCAGGUGAUGUAGAAGCUAUUGCAAAUAAAUUAUUCAGUAUGCAAAAAUCAUUGGCUAUGCUUGUAAAUGUUAUUGAUUAUGAGGAUAAAAAAUUACAAUUAGAAGGAUUAAAAAAUCGAUUAGAAGCUAUAGCUAGUCCAAAAUUAGUUCAAGCAUUUACUGCUGCAAAUUUAGAACAAUCUAAAGUUUACGUGGAUAUUUUUAAUAAAAUAGAACGUUUACCACAACUUCUUAAAUAUUAUCAUAAUUGUUUGAAAGUAUCAUUAGGACAAGAAUGGCGUCGUACUAUUGAAUUAGCUCAAGAUGAAAAUGUUUCUUAUUGGUUACAUACUUAUUAUGAUAAAUUAUUAUCUAGUUGGAAUGAUCAGGUAAAAUGGUGUCAUCUUGUAUUUCCAAAUACUUCAAUUGAUAUCAUAAUUGAUGUAUAUGCUGAUCUUUUGAAAAGUUUGGAUCCAAGCAUUCCGGAAUGUAUAGAAUCAUUUUUAAAACAACAUACAAAUGCUAUGCAAUUAUCUUUGUUACUUGAACUUAAACAAAUUACAAAGCAUUUUGCAAUAAAUUUACAAGGUGUAAUUGAAACAUCAUCACAUGGAAAAUUUCAAAACUCAAAACUAUUAUCAUUGGCACAAGCAAUAUAUGCACCUUAUGUUACAUAUGUUGUAAAAUACAAUAUUUAUGAAACAGCUCAACUUGAACAUCAGCUACAAUCUAUGGGUUCUGCACAAGAUGAUUUAAGUGAUACAAUCAAUAUUCUUUCCCUUAGCAUUUCAAGAGUAAUGGAAUAUGCAAAUGAAGCCAAUAAAAGAUGUAAACUCUUUACAGAUGGCUGUGGUUAUCCUGGUUUAUUAAAAUCUUUGAUUAGUUAUUUUAAUAAAUAUCUUGAAAAAUAUCAAGCUGCUAUACGACAAUUAGAGCGUAAAAAAGUAAAACAUGAAGAUUGGAAUUUAUUUCAAAUGUGCCUGACUUUAAUGCAGACUAUAGGUGAUCUUUUGGGACAUAUUCAACAAUUUGAAAAAUCAGUGAUAAUUGAUAUUAUUGAAGCUAACAAUAAACUACAAAGUACAACUUGUAGUGUUUUCAUUCAAUAUAAAAAAUUACUUUUAAAUACAUCAAAUCAAACUGAAUUGGAGAAUUUAACUGCAUCUUUCCAAAAAGAAGAUGAAACAAUUCUGGAUCCAAUAAUGAAAUCUAUUAAUAAACUAUGUUCUGAUUUGCAUCGUGCAACAUAUGAAGUAAUUUUUGCUCCUAUAUUUACACAAUUGUUACUAGUACAAAAAGCACCAGCAUGGUCAACAGAAGCCAAUAAAAUGAUUCAUUUAAGUGCAGAUUUACCUGAUUAUAGUUUUGCACCUCAAGAAUAUAUAACACAAGUUGGACAAUACUUAAUGACAUUACCACAACAUUUAGAGCCAUUUUUGCUUAGGGAAAAUCCAAGUCUUACUCAAGCUUUAAAAGCUGCAGAUCCACAAUAUACACAAAGUUCUACUGAAUCUGGAUUUACUGAUAUUUUAUUAGAAAUUAUUACUAAAGAAACAUGUCAAAUGUUUCUAGAUCAAACAUUAGGAAUUUGUCAAUUAAAUUCUGCAGCAUGCAAGCAACUUGCAACUGACAUAGAUUAUCUUGGUAAUGUUUUGGAAGAACUUGGUUUAUCUUUAUCAGAAAAUCUGCAACAUAUGUCUCUUUUAUUAAGGCUAUCACCAGAAGAUUAUCAAAACAGCAGUUCAGGAUGUAAUGCUAGACUUGUAGCUGCUGUUAGACAAAUGAGAAAUAUAACAUUUUCUGCCUAAAUAACAUGUAACAAUUAUUAAGUAAAUGUAAUGAAUAUAGAAAUACUAUGUUGUACAUUAUGUAGCAAAUGGCAAUUAUAAUUUCAUAAUUUUUAUCUGUUUCAUGUAUAAAAAAAUUUUUAUAUAUUUAAGGAAGUGAGAUUUAUACAAAAA